ACAUGGAUGACCAUUCCAAUUCUUCCAUCCUCCCAACUUCUUCCCACAUCCCCAAUUUACAAUGCAGCUCACACAUCUCCUCCCGGCCGCCGUGCUUGGCGCAGGCCUAGUUCAAACUGGAGUCUUCCCCGUCCCAGAUACGCCCUACCGAGUGCAAUGGACGUCCUCGGAGCUAGUCGACCACGCCCGGCCUGACCCCUUCAACUCGUCCCACCCGCGGCGCAUCAUGAUCUCACGCUUCACGCCCAUCCCCGCCCGCGACUGCCUCCAAACCUGCCGCGUCCCCUACAUGACCCCCCUCAUGGCGUCCCACGAGGACGCCGUCAUCACCGCCUUCCUAGCCCGUGGUAACAUCAGCUGGCCGCGGGGGGUGCUCGCCUCGCUCGAGCUAGAAGUCUGCUGCAAGGUCCUCCGACGCAGCAGCAGCAGCAGCAAGAACAACAAUGCCAGAAGCUUUGGGGUUGGCUUGAAGAGUUCUGUGCCGCGCGGCACCGUCCUCGUCGGCACGGGCCUCAAUACCACACGCCUGAUGUACUCGGCCUCAGCGCAGAACCUCGCGGCAGGCAUGGGCUACGACGUCGUCGUCAUGGACCAUCCGUACGAGACCGACGCGGUGCAGUUCCCCGACGGCAGCGUCAUUUACGGCGGGCGGGUGCCGCGCGAUCCCAACGCCACGGAAGCGCUGGCGCACGCGCUCGAUGUCCGCUCGCAGGACGCGGCGCUCGUGCUGGAUUAUCUAGGGAUUGGCCAGGGUUGUGGUGAGAGAGUCGGGUUUGCGGGCGACUCGUUUGGCGGGCCGGCGGCGGCGGAUGUCAUGUUGAAGGACCGGCGCGUUGGGGCUGGGGUAAACGUGGAUGGCAUGAUGUUUGGGCCGGCGGUGAAUGUGGGCGUGGCGAGGCCGUUUCUGAGCCUGGGCUCGCCGGGCCACAACUCGACCAGUGAUGAGACGUGGGCGCGGUUUCGGGAUGCCACGACGGCGAACAAUUCGCGGGUCUGGCACAAGGAGUUGAGCCUGGCGGGGUCGGUGCACGGCAUCUUGUCUGACUUUGGCCUGAUUGGGGACGUGGCUGGCCUGAGAGACUCGGGCGAGUUGGUUGGAAGUCUAUUUGGGAAGAUCACUGGGGCUCGGACAAUCGAGAUCCUGAAGGAGUACCUGUCCGACUUCUUUGAGUUUGCCCUGAAGGGCAAGGGCCAGGGACUGCUUGCAGGCCCUAGUCAGAAGUACCCCGAGCUUAUUUUUGUCUAGGCCUGAGUCGAUCCGCCCGGAAUAGAAGUAUGAGGUUUCAAUUUAUUAGCGAGGGACAGGUAUGGGAUGUUGUUGGGUUUUGAGACGUGGAAAGUUUAAGAGAGAACGUCAGAACACUUACCCGGGGAGCCUCACUGCAUGCCGCAUUAGGUGUUGUGUGAUACCUGGAAAUAUGACAUUCCAUG
Parathielavia appendiculata is the source of this 1431-nucleotide messenger RNA. RefSeq lists its product as uncharacterized. The transcript has a single exon. Bases 62 to 1246 code for a protein of 394 amino acids. Lineage: Eukaryota; Fungi; Ascomycota; Sordariomycetes; Sordariales; Chaetomiaceae. Gene Ontology annotation, molecular function: 1-alkyl-2-acetylglycerophosphocholine esterase activity. The record is from RefSeq and is a predicted model, not a curated record.